AUGAGCUACAAUACUCCGUUCUCCCAUAAUUCUCAAUUCAGGUUCAUUGUUGUGGAAGCUCUGUUUGGUCAACUAGAGACAGCCAGACACUUCUCCGAGCAGAUGGAGGAUUUCUCCAAUGACCUUUUCAGCAGUUUCUUUGAUGAUCAUCUGUUGGCGGAGAGGAAUCCACUGUUGGAUAUGGAUCUGGACCCUCCAAACCCUGCCAUCCAGGCAGAACACAGCUAUUCUCUCAGUGGGGACUCUGCCCCACAGAGCCCCUCCAUGCCCAUCAAAUCAGAUGAUGAUGCAGACUCUGAAGGGAUGUGGUCGUUCAGUCAGGAUCUCACAGCCAUUCUAGUGAAGCAGGAGCCCAGCCUGAUGUCGGAGAGCUGCCCUGAUACAGCGCCCCCUCUGGCCAACACCAGCACCUGCUCACAACCCCUCACUCUUGCCCCUCCGCCACAGAGGAACCGCACAGGGGAGAAGAUUUCCAAAGGCCUGAGCUCAAACUCUGUUCCUGCCAUCAAAGCAGAGCCCAGAGAGGUGAACCAGUUCCUCAGUGUGCCCUCAGAUGAGCAUCUGCGGUUGCCACCCACUCCUCCCAGCAGUCAUGGCAGCGACAGCGACGGAUCCCAGAGCCCACACUCACUGCCACCAUUAAGCCCUGGCCACCUGCAGAGCCCACAGUCACUGCCUCCGUCCAGCCCUGCCCGGCUACAGGCCCGGACCUCCACAGCCAUCUCCUCGUCCCCUCUCCUCACUGCCCCGCAUAAGCUGCAAGGAACAUCAGGCCCUUUGAUGCUGACAGAGGAAGAGAAGAGGACUUUGAUUGCUGAGGGAUAUCCUGUCCCCAACAAACUACCACUUACCAAAACUGAGGAGAAAGCCCUCAAACGGGUGCGCAGGAAAAUAAAAAAUAAGAUCUCUGCACAGGAAAGCCGCAGGAAGAAGAAGGAAUAUGUGGAGUGUUUGGAGAAAAAAGUUGAGAACUAUACUUCAGAGAAUAAUGAACUGUGGAAAAAAGUAGAGACACUCGAGAAUGCCAACAGGUCUCUACUCCAACAGCUUCAAAGACUUCAGGCUCUAGUGAGCGGGAAAGUGCCUCGGUCCUGCAAGAUCGCCUCCACACAGACAGGAACAUGCCUAAUGGUGGUGGCGCUGUGUUUUGUGUUGGUGCUGGGCUCGCUGGCUCCCUGCCUGUCUGGGCUCUCCCUCUACUCUUCCUCCUUAUCCUCAUCAUCCUCACACACGGUGAAGUCAGCACCGCUGCCCUCAGGUGACCUCUACACCACCAGCCAGGUCCGCUCCCGCAGCCUGCUCUUCUAUGACGAGGGUGCCCCAGUGGAGGACGGCCACAGGGGCGUGCUGAGCGUGGACAGGAUGGAGGGGGUGCCGCGACGUGUACAGGACCUGAAAGACAGACACGUGCAGGAUCGGUCUGCUCUUGUGAGCAGGUACUUGAGCCAGGCCCAACCGGAGCCUGCAAGCUACAGCAACACGUCCGCGGCCCCACUCCGUCCCCCAGAAGCACACUACCACUCCAGAAAGCAGGAUCCUGAGGGAGGAGCUGAAUAUUUUUAACCCCUCUGGGUCGAGCUGCCUCAUCACACAGGCCUCCAUUGACGUCCGAUGAUCCUGCACUACUUGGCCUUCGACCCUUGCUGUUACAGAUCCUGAGUCUCCUGACACCGUCCUAACAAACAAACAAGCCUCAUGCCACAAUCCAACCCCAAUGACAUUCAGCCCCAGAACUGUGAGAAGAGAAAUGUGUCCAUCCAUACACUGAAACUCUCCUUUACCAGCAAGCACUGAGGUUACGGACUGAGAGAGAAGAGAGGAGAUGGAUGUGAUUCUCUAAACCCUUCACACACAGGGUGCGGGAGGGAAAGUACAUGAGUGUUUGUUUUGAUUUUUCUAAAAAGCCAUGAGACUGUCCAUUUACUACAUAUCCUUACUUCAACCCCCUUUCUUCGUUUUAUGAUGACUUUUCAAAUCUCUGAAUGUUUUCCAGCAGGUGUAAUCACAGGUGCCUGAUGUACUCUGCAGUUUCUUCCUCUGCCAUCUUGGCUUGUUUUGUUUUUUCUAGCUGGAUUGCACUUUUUUUGCACUAGGAAAACCAAUUGAUUUAAGUGCCUUCACAUUCUUUUUCACAUAGUCAUAUUUAAGAUGCUCCUAAUCGCAUAGUUUCCUCUAAAACUUUUACUUCACUUACUUUUAUUAAUGCGUUUUAUUUUCGUUUUCUACUUUUAAAAGGCAGAGGCUUUUGUACUGAAAUAAAAGUUUAUCCAUAAUAUAUUCUAGUAUUUGCAGCAUCCAAAAAGAGCAUAUUUAUUUUAUGCACAAAAAAAAAAAAAUGAAAGUUAUUGAUUGUUUGUUUUUUAAAUGAAAGAUGAUGUAAAGUUUACAUGGUCUUGUUGUAAUAACUGUUAAACAGUUUUUUUUUCAGUUAUCUUUAUUUCUGUGUAAAGAAAGUUUUGUAUAUAUAGAGAAAAGGGAACAGGGAUGAUCAAAUCCUGUGCACAUCUGAUCACGUUCAAUUUCUGAAGAAUUCUGUACAAUCCAUAUGAAUCCAUUACAAAACCAUGGCUAUAAUGGAUAAACAAUUGAAAACAAAGUUGUUCCCUUUAACAAAAGUGAACCUCUUUAAAAAUUAAUGUUAUUUAAACACAUUUUUCUGAUUAUGGAAUACUUGCUAGUUUAGACUGUCUAUAUUCUGUACAUGAGCGAACUGUGACCACUGUAAAAUUCACCGCAAAUAUCUGGGAGUUGAUAGAGCAGUUAUGUAAAUAUGAUUUACGGUUGUCUUUUUCUUUUCUUAAAGGAGAGAAUUGUUUUUAUGUUAUAGAUGUCGCUGUUUAGAAACUAUUUGUUAUUCAUAAAAUCAUUGUCUUUUGAUUUUUCUUUAUUAAAUCAAUUUCCGUGAUGUCCUCUGAUGCUUUAGCCGCAAUAUAAUUUUUAUCGUACAGCUAGAGAUAACCACUGAUAUUUUCAUGCUCAAGUUGUUUUUUUUGGUGCUUAUUAAACUUUAGUAAUGAAAGUGGUUGUCACAAAGGAAUUCAUCACUGCCAGUUUUAAUAAAUUACUCUGUGGUAUAUGUGCCAUAACACAAUGGGAAAAAAAACCCACAACUGUAGAUAACAUCCUAUUGUCAGUGUAAAUCUAAAUUCACUGUAGUAGUUUUUUUUUUUUUUUUACUGAAUGUUUAUUGGUUUUUAACAGGAAUAUUCACCGUAGUUUUAAAGAGCUUUUUGACUUCAUUGCACAAUGUUCACAGAAAAUUUGUCUCAAACCUGGAACCCCAGAAUAUCUUGAGUGUUCUGGAAUUGAAUCUAAUGCCCAGACUAUCAAUGGAGUUUAUGCUUUAAAUGUAAUUGUUGCUGAUAUUACCUGUAUCUCUGCCCUUUGUACAUAUGACUGAUUAUAUGGUUGGUUGUAAAUAUGGAGGACGUAUUUUUAUAUUUCCCGUGCAUUUUGUUAAUCACCACGCGGCUUGGGUUGAUUUGUAUCUAUGUAUGAAUCUGGCUCUGUAUCUAAGCUCUGAACCUCUUGUUUUUUCUGUCUUAUCUAAAGUAGAAUUAGAAUGAAGCAAAAUACAAAAAUUUGCAGAUGCAA
Molecule: messenger RNA, 3594 nt
Organism: Carassius auratus (goldfish)
Lineage: Eukaryota; Metazoa; Chordata; Actinopteri; Cypriniformes; Cyprinidae
Product: cyclic AMP-responsive element-binding protein 3-like protein 1
Exons: 12
Coding region: 1-1563 (520 amino acids)
Biological process (GO): regulation of transcription by RNA polymerase II
Molecular function (GO): DNA-binding transcription factor activity, RNA polymerase II-specific; cAMP response element binding
Source: RefSeq, a predicted model, not a curated record